This is a messenger RNA of Brenthis ino (lesser marbled fritillary), 5607 nucleotides long. The record is from the annotation of a GenBank genome assembly. NCBI's taxonomy places the organism in Eukaryota, Metazoa, Arthropoda, Insecta, Lepidoptera, Nymphalidae.
AUGUUAAAAGAAACUAAUGAUGAAUUGGAUUUACAAAACUUUACCGAAAAUGUGUCGUUUUUAGCCGGUUGCUUUGAUAACUCGUUUACAUUACAAAGUUCUUUAAACUAUGUUAAGGAUUAUGUAGCAACAACAAAGAAUGAGCACGUAUCUAAAGAAAGGGUUUGCUUGGUUAAAAAGAAAAAUAAUCUUACGCAAUCAAAGCAAGUGGAUACAAGUGUUUUUAACAUAGAUAAUAUAAAAACACAGGGAAGUGAAAAAAGCGUAUUUAACAAAAAAUUAAGGAACUGGGGUUUGCCUUUAGAAAUAGCUAGCAAAUAUGAACAAAAAGGUAUUGUAGAGAUGUUUGAUUGGCAAGUAAAAUGUCUUUCCAAUUCAAAAGUUCUAACUGAAUGCCAAAAUCUUGUUUAUUCUGCACCAACAUCUGCAGGUAAAACACUUGUAGCUGAAAUUCUAACUAUUAAGACUGUUUUAGAGCGACAAAAAAAAGUUAUAAUAAUAUUACCCUUUGUGUCAAUAGUAAGAGAAAAAAUGUUUUACUUACAAGAUAUUUUGUCUAGCUCUGGAGUAAGAGUUGAAGGGUUCAUGGGCUCUCAGUCUCCCCCUGGUGGAUUACAAGCAGUCCAUAUAGCAAUAUGCACAAUAGAAAAAGCAAAUAGCUUAAUUAAUAAACUGCUAGAUGAAAACAACAUAUCUGAGCUAGGAGCUGUAAUUGUUGAUGAGUUGCAUUUAUUAGGAGACCCUCACAGAGGAUAUAUUUUGGAACUUCUUUUAACAAAAAUAAAAUAUGUCUGUUCAAAUAAUGAUAGUGUUAAAAUACAAAUAGUUGGUAUGUCUGCAACAUUACCCAAUUUAGAAAUGUUAGCAAAUUGGUUGGAAGCUGAACUAUUUGUAACAGAAUUUAGGCCAAUACCUUUAGAUGAAUAUUGUUUAGUUGGCAAUAAAUAUUACGAUAAAAAUGGAAAAUGUAUUGGAUCAUUUAAUAACAGUAUAAACAUUGAAGGAGAUUAUGUGCUAUCACUAUGUUUAGAGACAAUUAAAGAGGGUUGUUCUAUUUUGAUCUUUUGCAUGACCAAAAACCGAUGUGAGAAUUUAGCACAAAGUAUUUCAUCAUCAUUUUUUAAAAUGGGAUGCUUAAACAAUGAGCAAGGUAAAAUUUUGAGAGAACAGCUUAAUUCACACAGUAUUUUAGAAGUACUAGAACAAUUGAAAAAUUGCCCUGUGGGGCUAGAUGAAAUAUUGAAAAACAUAAUUUCUUUUGGUGUAGCAUAUCAUCAUGCAGGCCUAACAUUUGAUGAAAGAGAUAUUAUUGAGGGAGCAUUCAAGUCAGGUGCUAUUAGAGUAUUAGUAGCAACAUCUACAUUAAGUUCAGGUGUGAAUUUGCCAGCCCGAAAAGUAAUAAUUAGAUGUCCAGUAUUUCAAAGACAACCUAUAAAUAUAUUGACUUAUAAACAAAUGAUAGGAAGAGCUGGGAGAAUGGGUAAAGAUGUAAAAGGAGAAAGUAUUUUAUUAUGUACUGCAGCAGAACAAAAAAUAGGAUUUGAUUUGAUGAUGGGAAACCUAGAUCCAGUCAAAAGCUGUAUUGAGAGUGAAGAUAAAUUUAUGAGAGCCACUCUUGAAAUGAUUGCAAGCCAAGAAAUCUGUACAAAAACUGAGUUAGAUUUUUAUACCAAGUGCACAUUACUUUUUGUACAAAGUGAUGUUCCUUCACAAAAAUUUUUGCUUGAAGAUACUUUAAAAAAACUUAUUAAUUUUGAAUUGGUAAGAAUACAAGAUGAUGGUAAUGAAAAAAAAUAUGUUGCAACUUCAUUGGGAAAAGCUUGCCUAUCAUCAUCUAUGGCACCAAAUGAUGGCUUAUCAUUAUUUUGUGAGCUACAAAAAGCGCGGCAGUGCUUGGUACUCGAAACGGAUUUACAUUUGAUUUACUUGGUGACACCAUAUAGUGUUAGUAACCAGUGGAACAAUAUAGAUUGGUUGCAUUUACUGAACCUUUGGGAAUCUUUAACAGCGGCUAUGAAAAGGGUUGGAGAGUUAGUUGGUGUGCAAGAAAGCUUUAUAAUUCGUUGCUUAAGAGGAACAAAUAAUAUGAACAACAAUCAGAAUAAAUUAAAUAUACAUAAAAGAUUUUAUACAGCACUAGCCCUACAAGAUUUAGUAAAUGAAGUGCCUUUGUCAGAAGUGGCCUGUAAAUUUCAAUGCGCACGCGGUUUCCUACAAGGUCUGCAACAAUCAUCAGCUACAUUUGCAGGAAUGGUCACAGCGUUUUGCCAUCAGUUAGGAUGGAAGAAUAUGGAACUAAUUAUAUCUCAGUUUCAAGAUCGUCUUCAAUUUGGCAUACAUUCAGAACUACUAGAGUUAAUGAAAUUAACAUCCUUAAACGGUGUACGAGCUCGCACUUUAUUUGAUGCUGGAUUUGAAACAAUCGCUAGUAUUGCGUCAGCAGAAGUAAAUUUAAUAGAAAAUGUCCUGCAUAAGUCUGUACCGUUUCAAAGUGAAAAAGAAAGAGAAGACGACGAUUGUGCUGAUGUACGAAAGAGGAAUAAAAUACGAAAUAUUUGGAUAACGGGUUGUUGUGGCUUAACAGCUAAAGAGGCAGCGGAAAAUCUUAUUUUAGAAGCAAGGAGAUAUUUAGCUCAAGAAAUUGGAGUAACAGAAAUAAAAUGGAAAGAUACAAAAUUAAGUGAUCAUAGUACUUGUAAUGGUAGCAACAGUGAAGCAAUCGCAAAAUGUAACGAUUUUGAAAGUAUUGGCGAGGAAAUAAAUCAAAAUGGAAAUCAUAGUGAAAAUUGUAAUAUAUCUAAUGAAGUAACUAAACAAUCGGACAUAAAAGAAAUGAAAUCAAAAGUUAAGGAUACAAUUUUUAUCAAUAUUAAUGAGAAAUGCGAAGAUAUUAAAUCUCAAAAUUUAAGCAAAAAAUUAUUAAUUCAACCAUGUGAUAUUGUAGCGAAUAAAAAACGGGAAACCUUUUUCAAGAAAAAUAUAUCCAUUGAUAACGAUGAAAAUAAAACCAUCAAACCAAUAAAGGAUACGACCAGUAAAACUCCAUUGUCUAUUGAAAAAGAAGACAUUGUUUGGGAAUCAUUAAGUUUUACAGAAGCAGGCUUAGACAAUAUAUCUAAAUGUCGAACUUCAGAUAAAAUUUUUUCACCAAAUAUAAGCUUUGGCGAUACUUCGGAUAACUUAGAUAGUAAUGAUAAAAAUAUUACGCCAUUAAAACCUAUUUCUUCUAAAGAUGUAAGUUUGUUUUCGUCAGAAGGUGAUAAUUCGAGUGUAUUUGAUGAUAGUUUACCGGUUGAUUUAAUACCUAACUCUUUAAUAGAUCAUGGAAAAAUAGUACCGGAAAGUAAAAAUAGUAAUAAUAUUGAAAAUACUACUAAUUUUUUGGAUAUGAAUUCUAAAACGAUAUUAAAUGUUUUUAAAUCAACUUUGUUUGAAAUAGAUGAGGAUGAAGAUAUAAAAUUAGUAUACGAAGAUGAAAAGAUAAAUUUGGAAAAUAAUCGUUUAAACGAAAAUGUUUCCCAAGAAAAUGAAAUAGUAAAUACUCAAGAAUUUGAAAUAACUUGUUUAAAGAAGAGUUUUAUCAGUCCACUUAAACGACAGGCACAUUUUGGCGAAGAUUAUUCGCCGACGUUGCCUAAAAAAUUGAAAAGACUACCUAAAAAGCAUAAUAUAUCUAAAAUAAUUAUAAAUUCUCCUAAAUCAGAGCAAUUUAUUAUGAAAUUUGGAGAAAACACUGUCAAUUGUCACGUUUUGCGGGAACACGAUAUUAUCAAAAACUUUACCUGCAUAGAAAAAUUGAAAGAGCUAUCAAUUUUAUUGGAUACAAACUCUAAAUCUAUAAAAGCAUCUGAGGCGAUAGGUAGUCAUAUAAUAAAAAAAAUUAUGGGUCCUCCAGAAAUCACACCUAUUAAAGAAGAUUUACCUAUUAGAGGGAUAGCAUUUUGUAUAAAUCGUAAAUUAUGUCUUUAUUUGGAUUUAACUACAUUAGGGAAGUUAAUAACGACAUUUAAAUUUAUGUUGAGCAAUUUUAUUUGUAACCCGUUAGUAAAAAUGGCAAUGUUCUCUUCAAAAUCCAAUUAUAACCAUAUACGGAAAUGGUUAGGAAAAGAUAUAUCAUCCGCAUGUAUUGAUAUAACAUUGUAUGAGUGGUUAUUGGAUAGCGACGAAAAAAUAUCAAAGAUAAUCGAUUUGGCUAAAAAGUAUUCCGGUGUUGACUUAUUAAAUAUUAAGAUAAAUGUCGACGAACAGAAAAGGACUUAUAAUAGCUUAAAUGCGAAUGAACUCUUUUGUAUUAAAGCAUGGUGUGUGUUAUCAAUAGCAGAAGAGCAAAAUAAAUUACUAGAAAAGUAUCCGUUUAUGAAAAAUUGUCUAGAUACUGAAGCCCAUGUAUCGAAGAUUUUAGCGAAUUGUGAGUUCCACGGCAUUGCUGUCGAUAAAGACCUUGCGUCAAAACUUCUGAUAGAUGUGAAAAAUUCACAAGAGAUUCUUCAGAAAAAAGCUUAUAAGUUAUGCGGAUACCAUUUCAACUUUAACUCGUCUAAAGAUGUUGCGAAGGCUUUAGGAUUGUACAAAGGACGUAAGAUAAGUACGAAGAAAAGCGUACUUUCCGCACAUAAUAGUCCAAUGGCUAGCAUUGUGAUCUACUGGAGGAAACUUAACUCUAUUCUUACUAAAACCCUGUAUCCUUUAACUGAGCAAGCGUAUAUAUACAGUGCCGAUAAUAGGAUAAGCCCGUUGUACACUAUGUACACUUGCACCGGCCGAAUUAGUAUGCACGAGCCGAACUUACAAAACGUUCCUAGGACCUUUUCUAUACCCCUAAAAUAUUUAUCUACAAAGGACACUGAACUUUCCGAAGACGUAAUAGAGUUCAACUGUCGAAACGUUUUUAAAGCAGCGCCGGGCUACGUUUUUGUGUCAGCUGAUUAUUGUCAGUUGGAAAUGAGAAUUCUGACUCACUAUUCCAAAGAUACGGUGUUAACUAAGAUUAUGAGCACGAAUAUAGAUGUUUUCAAGUCGAUUGCAGCCUCUUGGGGCGGUGUUCCUGAAGAUAAUGUCGAUGAUGAUUUACGUCAGAAAGCUAAACAACUGUGUUAUGGUAUACUUUAUGGCAUGGGGAAUAGAACCUUGGCUCAGCUCUUGGACGUCAAUGAAAUAGAAGCUGCUAUGUUUAUGGAUACGUUUUAUAAGACUUAUCCUGCCAUUAAGGGAUUUACUCAAAAUGUGAUAGAGGAAUGUAAGAAAAAUGGAUACGUUGAAACUUUGAUGAAGCGUAGGAGAUAUUUACCAGAUAUAAACAGUAAUAUAAUUUCAAAACGAAGUGCAGCUGAAAGGCAAGCCGUAAGCACUACCAUUCAAGGCUCAGCAGCAGAUAUAGCUAAGGCGGCGAUGUGUGCCAUAGAUAAAAUUACAAACUUAGAUGUAGACAAACCCCGUCUUAUUUUACAAAUGCAUGAUGAACUAGUCUACGAAGUCAAGGAAUCUCAAAAAUCUAAUUUUAUUAAAGUUUUGAGAAAAUUAAUGCAAGAAACAGUGCGUUUGAACGUGCCUUUACCCGUCAAACUGAAGAACGGCUACACGUGGGGCACGAUGGAAGAAGUGAAAUUU